This is a messenger RNA of Aspergillus heteromorphus CBS 117.55, 1055 nucleotides long. Its product is annotated as zinc finger HIT domain-containing protein. The transcript has 2 exons. Gene Ontology annotation, biological process: box C/D snoRNP assembly; snoRNA localization; maturation of LSU-rRNA from tricistronic rRNA transcript (SSU-rRNA, 5.8S rRNA, LSU-rRNA). NCBI's taxonomy places the organism in Eukaryota, Fungi, Ascomycota, Eurotiomycetes, Eurotiales, Aspergillaceae. Gene Ontology annotation, cellular component: pre-snoRNP complex; nucleus. The coding region runs from base 206 to 778 and encodes 190 amino acids. The record is from RefSeq and is a predicted model, not a curated record.
CUUUGGUUCUUCGUCCUGUUGUUUUUUUUAUUUCGGUUUCCUUUCACCACCACCCCCAUCGCCCAGGUAUUUCCCCCUGGUCACCGCUGGGUGUGCUUGCUUCCUACGACCCGCUGCGAUCGGCCGAGGCAAGACAAUGAUCUACGGAGCCUGAUAGCCCGCGCAUUGGCACAAGGCUUGUCGGGGCGGCGCGCGAUAAAAAAAAAUGCCUGGAAACUGCGAGGUUUGCGUCUCGGAGCCAUCGAAGUACCGAUGCCCGACGUGUGGGCUCAUGAGCUGCUCCCUUGCGUGCACCCAGUCCCAUAAAAUCUACUGCGCACCUAAAGCACAAUCGCCAAAACCAUCCGACCAGACGGUGGACACCCAGUCGCUCUCCACCGAAGCUCAUGGCGAUGCGACCAAUGAGACGACACAUAAGGCCCGGAAUGGCCUCGACCUCAAGUCUCUAGGGUCCUCACCCGAACUCAGGGAGCUACUUGAUCGGUUUCCCUCGCUCCGGGAACAACUGCACGAAAUCUACCAGGCCACCUUGGAAGAGGAAUGGGUAGAAACCCCAUCCUCUGGAGGUCGGGGACGACACUUUGGUCGAGGCAAAGGGCCGCACCGGCAUCGCGGACACGGGCCCUGGACGCGUGAAAAGGGAUUCAAUCGGGGACGGGGGAAGGUCAGGAAGUUGAGGGAAAGAUGUGAAGAGGGUCUGGAGACCGGCAAGGCGGCGGAGGGAUUUGUGCGGUUCAUGGCCCUGACCACCGGGAAUGAGCUCCCACAGGGUAUAUGAAGGCUGUAUAGUAGACAAGCCUUCCCGGGCAGUUUAGAUCAGUGCCAGCACACCAUCGAUGACCUGUACCGAUGGUGUGCGAAUUUAUAACUUGCUCUGCAGCUAGCGCUGAAUGGGCACGAGAGAAGGCACGAAAGGGGAUAACGAGGAACGAUAAUCCUCGAUGAAGAUAUCCUUCAGACUCGCGAAAGCCCUCGUGGAUAUAAAAACCAUAACAUUCGCGGAGUGCAUUUGGCCAUAGCAAUGAAUUCGCUCGCCAUCCCGCGCCAUCCCUGCC